ACUUGCUUGGUUGCCUCCGAUUUCUGACAAUGCUGUACCAGAUUUUUGGCUUGUUUUUUAUCCUUGGACUGGUCAUUGGUUUUCAUUGGGAAAACCAUCUUAGUGAUAGAGCUCUAUGCCAUCAGCCAGUACAUACGGGAAAUUGUGAAGCCACAGUUUUCGCUUGGUACUAUAAUCCAAAGAAGAAAUCCUGCCUUCGAUUCCGAUAUGCUCUCUGUGGAGGAAAUUCGAAUCGAUUCUAUACAAAGGCGGAGUGCGAGAGCAUUUGUCUGAAGAAUUGGUGAUUCAGAUCCGAAAUAUUAACCCUAACGAAACAAAUCGGCUUUGAAGAUGCAUAAUCUGGAUGCCUAGGUUUUGGAUACUACAAUCCAAUUAACUUUUAUGGAAGGAUCCUAAUUACAUUAUAUUCUUAGGUUGUAAACAAUUAACGAAAUAUAAAAAUAAUUUAAUAAUUU
This is a messenger RNA of Drosophila serrata, 455 nucleotides long. RefSeq names its product protease inhibitor-like. Lineage: Eukaryota; Metazoa; Arthropoda; Insecta; Diptera; Drosophilidae. The record is from RefSeq and is a predicted model, not a curated record.